CUCCGUGCGCGCGUCUCACUCGCGUCUCACUCGCGCGCACUCACGAGAGGAGGAGGAGGAGGCGGCGGCGCCGCCACGCAGCACGCUCGCACUGCCGCCUUCUUCGGCGACACCAACACCAAAGAUCAUUCAGCGAGCAUAAACAAACCCCACCAGCAACCACAACCACCAUCAUCAUCACCACCACCACCAUCAUCACCACCAUCAUCAUCACCACCAUCAUCAUCAUCAUCAUCACCACCACCACCAUCAUCAUCAUCAUCAUCACUACCACCACCACCACCACCAUCAUCAUCACCACCACCACCAUCAUCAUCAUCAUCACCACCACCAUCAUCACCACCACCACCACCACCAUCAUCACUACCACCACCACUUUCUCUGGUGCAUCUGCGCAAUGCAAGCGUCGAGGCAGCGCCGUGUCGCUCAACGAUCCCUCGACUCCGCUGAGCGCCGAUUUGACUCGCGGAGUUCAGUGCGCACCACCGACGCUGCCAUGAUGGAAAGGAAAAUUGAACGUAUCGUUCACAACAGGGACAGCGUUGGACGCGACUUGCAGCGAACCCGAGACGUCUCCGCAAGGCAGCAGCAACGCAGCUGUGACGAAUAAUGUCAAGUGAAGAGAACCCUUGUGGACACAUCUACCACCUCGGACUCGUGUCGCGCUCCGUCGUUAAGGAACAAGUCAAAGUCAUCAUCGACGACCUCGAAAUGGUCCUAGGAGAGUUGAAAGACGUCGCAAAAGAGCUGAAGGAGGUGGUGAGCCAGAUCGACACGCUGACGGGCAGCCUCAAUCUUGACGAAGAGACGGACGAGUCCAAGUGCAGCACCCUCACCAGCUCCUCGAGUGGCGCCACGGGCUCCAGCGGAGGAGCCACGGUGCACCGGCUGAGCCGCUUCAGCACCACGGUCAGCGCCUUCGGCGGCGGCAGCAGCUGCAGCAGUAACAGCAGCAGCAGCACGGUACUGACUGUGCUGCGCCGGGCAAAGCCGCCCGUGCCGCCCCCCAGGACCACGCCCGUGUCGGUGUCGUCGUUGUCAUCGUCGUCGUCCUCCUCCUCGUAUCGAGGAGAGGUGGUCGCGGGGCAGGCCCAACACGCUUGCCUCCUUGUCAACGGGAGUCUGGUUCGCGUGCAGCAGCAGCAGCAACAUCAGCGGCAACAUCUGCAGCAUGUGCAGCAGGUGCACCAGGUGCAGCAGGUGCAGCAUGUGCAGCAGGUGCAGCAGGUGCAAAUGCCCGGCGGGUCUGGACAAGGGGUGACGGUGCCCAACGGAGAUGCCGCAGCAGCCUCUGGCGCCAGCGGCACGUCGGAGGUGGCUCGGAGGCUGCAGAAGUGCUCGCAGGUGCACCGGGUGAGCGUCACCAAAGAUGGCGAGGUGCAGAGCUCCGCGUCCAAGGAGCGCGUGAGGUUCAGCGACAUGGUGCAGUACCACGGCUUCGUCUACGACUCGGACCGCUCGGAGCAUCGCGUGCAGCAGCGAAUGCGGGUGCAGGAGACGCGGAGCAUCGCCGCGGCGGUGCAGCACAGACAUCAGUGUCCUGGGGGGGUGGUGCCCCUGGGUGGGACGGCCCCCUCCUCUGUGACCCUGGUCAGUAGCAGCAGUAGCAGCAGCGUGUUCUACCGUGCCAGCGAAAGCGUUGUUCGCUCCAGGGACGAUGCGAAGCCGCCGCCUAAAGCGAUCCUCCGCAAGUCGAGGAACACCACCGUCUAAAGGCGUCGGGGGGGGGGG
Molecule: messenger RNA, 1731 nt
Organism: Lethenteron reissneri (Far Eastern brook lamprey)
Lineage: Eukaryota; Metazoa; Chordata; Hyperoartia; Petromyzontiformes; Petromyzontidae
Gene: PRR16
Product: proline rich 16
Biological process (GO): positive regulation of translation; positive regulation of cell size
Source: RefSeq, a predicted model, not a curated record